CAUUAUGGCAGCGAGUUACCCAGCCGGUACGGCCGCCCAGGCCGGAACACAACAAUUUUUGGAACCUACACAGAUAAGUCAAUUCCGCAGCUUUGUGACGAUGCUGGGGGACGCCGGCUCGAAGGAUGAGCUGAAGUUGAAAGCAGCGCAAGAGCUAAGCGAGAGCUUCGAGAUCAUCACACAGUCCAGUGGUUAUCAGAACUUCCUCGAGCAUGCAAUGCGUGUGUUCCUUAAGGUGCUCCAGGAGGGAGAACCGAUGUUCAUAUCGGAGCUAAAUAUGCAGCAGGUACGCAAGUUGAUACUGGAAAUGAUACACCGGUUACCGCAAAGUGAGCUCGUUCGUCCCUUUGUGAAGUCCAUCAUCAUCCUUAUGAUAAAGCUGCUCUACACAGAAAACGAAGAGAACGUGCUCGUAUGCCUUCGCAUAAUCGUGGACAUUCACAAACAGUACAGGCCACCGUUUCAUACCGAAAUUCAUGACUUCGUAGCGUACCUUAAGAAAAUCUUUACCGAGUUGCCGAAGCACAUGAACGUUAUGUUCGAACCACGGCAACCAAUCAAGGUGAAGGAUCUGAAGGAGCUCAACUUUGAGACACUACUGCCGGACAUUUUCACCAUGACGCCCAUUCAGUUGGAGAAAAAAACGGCCGACGGUAAAACGACCACCGCUUCGUACAAUCUCAUACCAAAGGGUAUUAACUCACUAAAGGUUCUUCACGAGCUUCCUAUUAUAGUGGUACUGCUGUACCAAAUUUACAAGCAAAAUCUUCACCAAGAAGUGGCCGAUUUCAUACCACUGGUCAUGAGCACCAUCAGCUUGCAGCCAUCGCUAGCGCACAAAAACUCGCCCGGAUUCAACAAAGAAACGUAUGUGGAUUUUAUGGGAGCUCAAAUUAAAACGCUCACCUUUUCCGCCUACAUUCUGCGGCUGUUCCCGGACGCGGUACAUACACACGCUUCAACGAUGGUGAAGGGUAUGAUCAAUCUGUUGGAAAGCUGCCCGAAGGAGGUGGCUAGCUCGCGGAAGGAACUUCUCGUUGCAUCGCGUCAUAUUCUUCAGACUGAGUUUCGCAAUCACUUCGUACCGAUGAUCGAGAAGUUGUUCGACGACGAUGUGCUGCUCGGAAAGGGUUGGACAACGCAUGAAAAUUUACGUCCCCUCGCAUACUCGACCCUGGCCGACCUGGUGCACCACAUUCGACAGCAGCUAAGUUUGCAGGCCCUCUCAAAAGCGGUCCAUCUGUUUGCCAAAAACAUACACGACGAAUCGUUGCCUACCAGCAUUCAAACGAUGUCCUGCAAACUGUUGCUCAAUCUGGUCGAUUGCAUUCGGGUGAAGAGCGAAGUCGAACCGGUAGUCGCGCGUGAUCUCCUGAUCACAAUGCUGCGUAUAUUUACGAUCAAAUUUCAAACCAUUUCCAAAGUGCAGCUACCACAGUUGAUGCAGAAGUGGAAAGCGAAACCAUCCGAGAUGGGAGGCACUAUUCCAGGGCAAAAUGAAACCGGUGCCCGAGAUUUACUCGGUGGCUGCACAACGACGGAUGGCUCAAUAGAUGGUUCGGGACAGAAAGCUACAAGCAUCGGUUUGCCCGUUCCAACCACACUCAAUGUGUCGGAGUAUCGUAGCCUAAUUAAAACGCUUGUUUGCGGUGUGAAAGCAGUUACGUGGAACUGUCCUUCGCCGAAAUCGGUCAACGCAAACGAGUACUCUGGUCCGACGAAAAUUUUCAAUCCAAGCGAAAUACUCAUCUUCAUCGAUCUGUUCCACUGGGCACUGGAAGCGCUCGAUAUCUACACGAUCAACAUUCCGGGCGCCGUAAUGGGAGUGGGACAGUCCAUCCCGGUGCAGAAGCAAACGUUGCAGAUGCCCCGCACCAAGGAGGAGAAGGAAGUGUUGGAACACUUUAGCGGAGUGUUCCUCACGAUGGAUCCGCAAAACUUCCAGGAAAUUUUUAGCGCCACCAUCGACUUUAUGGUGGAUCGACUGUACAAAAACACCACCCUACAGGUUAUCGCAAAUUCUUUCCUGGCCAACCCAAAAACAUCCCCCCUGUUUGCAACAGUUCUAGUGGAAUAUUUGCUAGAGCGUAUGGACGAAAUGGGAUCAAACAUCGAGCGAUCGAACCUAUACCUACGCCUAUUUAAGCUAGUGUUUGGAAGCGUUAGCCUAUUUGCAGCAGAAAACGAACACAUGCUACGUCCCCACCUGCACAACAUCGUUAACCGUUCGAUGGAGCUUGCCAUGACAGCUAAGGAACCGUACAACUAUUUCCUGCUGUUGCGCGCCCUGUUCCGUUCGAUCGGUGGUGGAUCGCACGAUUUGUUGUAUCAAGAGUUUUUGCCCCUGCUGCCCAACUUGCUGGAAGGAUUAAACCGACUACAAAGUGGAUUCCACAAGCAGCACAUGAAGGAUCUAUUUGUGGAGCUUUGUCUCACAGUACCAGUGCGCUUAUCCUCCCUGCUUCCAUAUCUACCAAUGCUGAUGGAUCCGCUCGUGUCAGCGCUAAAUGGAUCCCAUACGCUUAUCAGUCAGGGCUUACGAACGCUUGAGCUUUGCGUGGAUAAUCUACAGCCCGAUUUCCUGUACGAUCACAUCCAACCGGUCCGGGCCGAUCUGAUGCAGGCACUGUGGCGAACGCUUCGCAACCAGGACAGUGCGGCGAUAGUUGCGUUCCGCGUGCUGGGUAAAUUCGGUGGCGGUAAUCGUAAGAUGAUGAUCGAACCCCAGAAGCUCAAGUAUCAAGAGAACGAUCAGUCACCCCCGGCUGUGGUAGCCUACUUCCAAGAUCAUCGAAAUCCGAUCAACUUUGCGGUCGAUAAAGUCAUCGAGACCGCCUUUAACGCUCUGAAGUGUAGCACAACCGAUCCAUUCUACUGGCGACAGAGCUGGGAAGUGAUUCGUUGCUACUUAGCCGCUUCGAUCACGCUCGACGAUGAUAAGCAUACGCUCCAGAAAUUGUUCAUGCAUCCCAGCUUUACCGAGAACAACAUUCAAUGCGCACCGAACGUGGCAAACUACAUCGCACCGGAUAAGCGGGCCCGAAUGACACAUCAAACGGCACUUACGGGAAUGUUUGUCGCUGCCGCUACCAAAGAAUUGCGCGGCUCUGUCCUGCCCACGAUGGUUGCCGUCGUUCGGCACUACACGAUGGUUGCGAUUGCUCAGCAAGCUGGACCAUUCCCGUUGCUCAAACACUUCCAGUGGUAUAGCGUGGGAAUGGAUCCGCUCGUACUGAUCGAUGCGCUGGCUGAAAUAAUGGGCCACGAAGAGAAGGAACUAUGCAAACCGGGCAAUCUGGCGAUGGUGUUGAUACUCGAAACGGCAACAAACAUUAUGGGUUCGAAGGAACGGGCCUGCCGUUUGCCGUUAAUGAACUAUCUCGGCGAGAAGAUGGCUGCGUUGUGCUACGAACGUCCAUGGUACUCGAAAAUGGGUGGCUGUAUUGCGCUGAAAUUCCUGUACCAAAAUAUGGCUAUGAGAUGGUUGUAUCAGCAUACGUUCGUCUUCCUGAAAGCGUUCAUGUUUAUCAUCAUGGACCUAACUGGGGAAGUUUCGAGUGGAGCGAUCGAUAUGGCCCGUACGUUCCUGGAGAAAAUGUUGCGCAUCUGCAUGAAACCGCUGGAGAAAGAUUGCAAGAACGAGGAGUUGCUAGCAACGCAGAAGAAAGCAAUGCACGACGUCAUACACGAGCUGGUGCGGCAAGUGACGAGCCCACACACACUGGUUCGCGAAACGGCAAUGUCCUCACUACGACUGAUUGCCGAACUGCAGGAGAAAACGGUAACGGAAGUAAUGGAUCCUCACCGAGAAGUGCUGGUAGAUAUGAUACCGCCCAAGAAACAUCUGUUACGUCAUCAACCUGCUAGUGCCCAGAUUGGUUUGAUGGAUGGUAACACCUUCUGUACCACGCUUGAACCGCGGCUAUUUACUAUUGAUCUCAACGUGUUGACGCACAAAGUGUUUUACCACGAAGUAUUAACACUCUCCGAUGCGGAAGAUGCAACUCUCAACAAGCUGGAAUGCUACAAAACGGUCACAAAUCUGGUACCGUUGCGUAAAAGCGCCCUGAAUGCACUAGCCGCCUGCCACUACAUACCGAACGGAUGCCGGGAUAAGAUAUUUGCCAUCCUGUUUAAGGGAUUGGAAAAGAAUAAUGCCGAACUGCAGGAAGCGGCAUUUCAUUGCAUGAAAAAUUUCCUGCAGGGCUGUAACGUCAGCAAAGAAACGAUCCACACGGUUAUACGGCCGCUGUUGCUAAUGCUUGGUGAUUACCGUAAUCUUACGCUGAGUGGCACAAGGCGCCUUUCCUACCUGACCCAGCUAUUCCCGGCCAUGUUCAACGAGAAGCUGUGCGAUUCAUUGCUGCAAAUACUGCGCAAGAUGCUGGAGGUGACAAUUACCAGCAACCAGGGCAACUUUUUGGCGACUUCCAAGACGAGCGAGAUGGAAAAGAAGAUCGUUACCAUACUCGGUAUCUUCCAGCAAAUUCCGGCCGCUUCGCCUAAAUUUAUUGAGAGUUUGUGCAAGCUUAUACUGCAAGCAGAGAAGAGCUUAAUGGUCGAACCAUCAUCACCGUAUCGUCCAGCGCUGGUUAAAUUCUUACUGCGCUAUCCGAAGGAAACGAUCGAGUUGCUUCUGACGGACGCAGUAAUGAAGGAUGCACAGUGGAAUCGAUUCACAAUCUUCCUGCUGCGCCACAAGGACGGUGCAUCGUUCCGUAAUGCGGCACAGUUGAAGGGAGCUCGACUGACGCAGCUCAUCCUUCUGAACUCGGAAUCAUCGAGCGUGUCGAAACCAUUCGAAGAGCGUUAUGAAUCGCAACACCAGGCAGUGCUGAUUAUCCACACGCUGGUAGAAUUCGAUGGUCCGUGGAUUACGAGCCAGGUGGAGAUUAUUACCGUACUGAAAAGCAUUUGGAAGAACGAUCUUUAUAAGACCUGCCAAGUAUCGGUGGUAUGCGAUCUAUGGCACUUAAUCGCGAAAAUCCUGAUUGAAUACUUUUCCUACAACACGAACGAGAUUCUGCUGCUGUUUCAACUCUUACGUGCUCUGUGUCUACGCUUUGUGCCCGACUUUCAAUUUAUGCGUGAUUUCCUACAAAACACCGUGUGCCAAAGCUAUACCGUCGAAUGGAAGCGGAAAGCAUUUUUCCAGUUUGUAGAAAUCUUUCCCAGUCCCGAUCUGGCGCAGGAUCUGAAGGCCAAAAUCCUGAUGAUGAUCAUCAUUCCAAGCUUUGCGUUGAGUUUCGAGAAGGGCGAAGGAAACAAGCUGGUCGGUGCACCGCCCGCUCCAUACCAGGAGGAUGAUAGCAAUGUGGUUUCUGUGUUUAUUAACAAAGUGAUCGAUCCGGACAAACCAUUCGCAAAUGAAGAUUGUGUGCGUAUUGCUUUGCUGCAGUUUGCUAGCUUGCUGGUGGAAAAGGCAUCUCCGCAUAUACACGAUGGUGAUGCGAAUAAUAAGCGCGAAGGUAAUAAGUUACGACGGCUGAUGACGUUCGCGUGGCCCUGUCUGUUGCCGAGAAAUUGUGUCGAUCCGUCGGCACGAUAUCAUGGACAUUUGUUGCUGAGUCACAUCAUUGCACGGCUCGCCAUUCACAAGCGUAUCGUGCUGCAAGUGUUCCAUUCACUACUCAAAGCUCACGCGGUCGAAGCUAGACGCGUCGUUCAGCAGGCCCUAGAAGUGCUAACGCCGGCAAUGCCAUUGCGCAUGGAGGACGGCAACACGAUGCUAACGCACUGGACGAAGAAGAUUAUCGUGGAAGAAGGUCACUCAAUGCAGCAGCUCUUCCACAUCCUGCAGCUGAUAGUGCGACACUACAAAGUCUACUACCCCGUAAGACAUCAGCUCGUGCAGCAGAUGAUAAACUCUAUGCAACGGCUCGGCAACGUCGGCAACUCAUCCACCGAGUAUCGCAAACUCUCGAUCGAACUAGCGGAAGUCGUGAUCAAGUGGGAAAUGCAACGGGUAAAGGACGAAACGGAUGAAGCGGCAGCGGCUGCAGCAGCAGCAGCGGCCGGUGGUCUCGAAGGAAGCAAUGUACCCGGUGGCGAUGAAACGAGCGAAAUGGGUAUCGCCGGAGGAACGGAUCCAACGGUACAGGGCGAUGGUUCCAGUAAGCUUCAAACAAGUGGCGCUGUUAAACGUACCGCUUCCGGUAUCGAUGAGGAUGGAAUGGCGGGUGGCGUUAAGAAAAAGCAGGCCGUAGGAGAUGCGGAUCCACAACCAUCGUCAAGCACAGCGUCCUCUGCUGUUCCCGGUAGUAAAGCGGACAGUGUGAAUCGUUCAAUCGAUCGGGCCCAGCUCGAUACGGUUCUAAACUUCCUGUUCCGACUAGCGUGCCAGAUUAACGAAGUAACACCCGGAGCGCCCAGCAUCUUAACGCCCGGUGACAAUCUGUCCCGGCGCUGUGUGAAUCUACUCAAGCUAGCAAUAAAACCGGACACACCGGUUGAUCUGAAGCUCGCUUGGUUGGAUAAGGUGUUGCAGAAUGUGGAUAUGCAACCGUCCAGCAUCGGCAAUAUCUGUACCGCGCUGGAGCUGCUCACAUUCCUUGUAAGCGUACAAAAGAAAGACCAAAUCCUGAACACCUUGAAGCCGCUGCAGCGUGGCCUAUCUGCGUGUGUCACCUGUUCGAAUACGCGCGUCAUAAAGCUUAUGCACGGACUGCUCUCCCGGCUGAUGGCAAUUUUCCCGUCGGACAGUCAGCACAAGAAUGACGAUCUCGACAUCCUCUACAGCGCCAUCUCACGCAUGAUCUACGAAGGGCUAGCGAACUACGAUAAAACAACGCAAGCAAACCCAUCGUCACUGUUUGGUACGCUCAUGACACUUAAGGCUGCCUGUUCCAACAAUCCCAGCUACAUCGAUAAGCUCAUAACGCCCUUUAUGCGGUUGCUGAACCGCUUAACUAAGGAACAUUUGACCGGCUUCGGUGGUGCUAUGGGCGGCAUUGGAGGAGCUUCCGGUCCGGGCGGAAUGGUGGGCAGUGGGGCAGGCGGAGCGGGUGGUGUCGGUGCUGGAGGUGUUGGUGCGGGCGGUCUUGGUGCAGGUGCAUCAAUAAGCGAUGUAGCCAACACAAGCUCAAUCGCACUCGAGCUGCUGGUAGUGUCGCUUGAUCUGGUCAAGAAUCGAGUCGUCGUGAUGAGUGUCGAAAUGCGCAAAAUGUUUAUCGGUGCCAUCUUGGUCGGGCUGAUCGAGAAGAGCAGCGAUUCGAAGGUGAUCAAAGCGAUCGUGAAGAUCAUUGAGGAGUGGAUGAAGAGUAACAAAAACACACCGGUCACGGUGCAGCAAGCACCGACGCUGCGCGAAAAAGCAAUUCUGCUCGUGAAGCUGAUGCAGUAUGUGGAGAAACGGUUUGCGGACGAUUUGGAGUUGAAUGGACAGUUCCUCGAGCUGGUUAACUACAUCUAUCGUGAUGAAGUGCUGAAGGCGACCGAGCUUACAUCGAAGUUAGAGGCAGCAUUUGUAGCAGGAUUGCGCUGUCCUGUGCCACGCAUAAGGGCCAAGUUCUUCGAGGUGUUUGAUGGCUCCAUGCGCCGUCGGCUACACGAUCGACUGCUGUACAUCAUUUGCUCACACUCGUGGGACUCGAUUGGGCAGCAUUACUGGAUCAAGCAGUGUAUCGAGCUGUUGAUUCUGACGGCCAACACUACCACACAGAUACAGAACAGUGUGGAAAAUCAUCUGCUCCCAAGCAUAUCAUCGGUCAUCAACUUCGCCGAUCCAGAAGAACGCAAACACUUUGUAAUCUACACGACGAUUGCCAACGAUACGACCGACUCGUUCGAUCCUAUCGAAGACAAGGAGGACGCAUUCGAUAUGGACAUGAGCGUCGACUCAAACAUUUCCCGCCACGAAGAAAGUGAACGCCCCGUUGCAAAUCGUCAUGCGGCCCUUGCGAAAUUGAUCAGCCGGCAGGCCGAAUUCAUGGAAGCAAAUCGUAAAGUGCGCACCGAACAGCUGCUCGUCGCAACGGCUCAACUCUGCCACAUGGAUACACAGUUAGCGGAGAAGGUAUGGCUCGAUAUGUUCCCCAAGCUGUGGGAAAUAUUGGAUCCAAUUCAGCAGCAAUCGCUCGAUCGUGAGAUAAUACCAUUCCUCGCCUCGGGUGCUCACAUCAUUCAACGCGAUUGUAAUCCGAGCGCAUUGCACACGUUCGUGGAAGCGCUGGCACAGUGUCAACCGCCCGUGUACAUGCCACCGAACCUAAUGGGCUAUCUUGGCCGUGCGCACAAUCUUUGGCAUCGGAUGACGCUGAUGCUGGAAUCGCUGGCAGAUGAUUGGGCGAAUGUUAAGGAUUUGCUGCCGGACUGUGUCGAUCAGGACGAUCAGGGUAUGCGCGAUUGUUCGAUCGUACGCGAACCACUGUCGCAGAUGUAUUCGGCCCUGCACGAAGAGGAUCUGUGGGCAGGGUUGUGGCAAAAGUAUGCAAAGUACGCCGAAACGAGCCGUGCCAUUGCGCACGAGCAGAUGGGAUAUUUUGAGGAAGCGCAAAGCAUUUAUGAUGCGGCCAUGAUGCGGUUUAAGCAAGAUCUAAGCAAUGGCCAGACACCGACGGACAUGAACAGUGAGAUGCAGCUGUGGGAGAAUCACUGGAUACGGUGCGCGAAGGAACUGAACCAGUGGGACGUACUGAUGGACUUUGGGCAGCUUUGUCGGGAUAAGAACACGUACCUGAUCAUGGACAGUGCGUGGCGUGUGCCGGACUGGAACUUGAUGAAACAAGCGCUGCUGAAAGUGGAACAAUCCUGCCCGAAGCAGGUCGGAUACAAGAUUAACCUGUACCGUGGUUAUUUGGCCAUCCUGAACCAGGAAGAUCCACAGCACACCAACGGUAGCGUAUCGGUGGAGCGUUACGUGGAAAUGGCAUCAGCAUACUGUAUGCGCGAAUGGCGCCGUCUACCACCGAUCGUAUCCCACAUCCAUCUGCCGAUUCUGCAAGCUUCACAGCAAAUUAUGGAACUUCAGGAAGCGAGCCAAAUCCACCAGGGACUGUUGCAGAACCGUAACACCUCACUGCAUGACAUGAAAGCGAUCGUAAAGACGUGGCGCAAUCGGCUCCCGGUAAUUGCGGACGACUUAUCUCAUUGGAGCGAUAUCUUUACCUGGCGGCAGCAUCAUUACCAAAUCAUCACAUCGCACCUCGAGCACAACAACGAACCGAAUGCCCAAUGUAUGCUGGGAGCGCAUGCAUCGGCGCAAACGAUUAUCCACUUCGGAAAGAUUGCACGGAAACAAAAUCUGACCAGCGUGUGUCAGGAUUCGUUGUCCCGCAUUUACACCAUCCCUUCGGUACCGGUUGUGGACUGUUUCCAGAAAAUAAGGCAACAAGUAAAAUGUUGUCUCCAGAUGGCGUCUGUCACCAGCCGGGCCGAGCUGUCCGAAGCGUUGGAAGUAAUCGAACCGACCAAUCUUGAAUACUUUUCGAAAGAAAUGACGGCCGAAUUUUACGCGCUCAAGGGACUACUGUUGGCCCAAACCGGACGCUCCGAGGAAGCGAACAAAGCCUUCAGUGCGGCAACACAGCUGCACGACACGCUCAUCAAGGCGUGGGCCUUCUGGGGCGAUUAUUUGGAGCACAUUUUCACCCGAGACUAUCGCCAGAUUCAUCUCGGUGUGUCGGCCGUAACGUGCUUCCUGCACGCUUGCCGUAGCCAGAUUGAGAGCAAAUCGCGCAAGUACCUGGCCAAGGUGCUUUGGUUGCUGUCGUACGAUGAUGAUAAGUCGUCACUGCUGGAUGCGCUGGACAAAUAUGCGGUGGGCGUACCGCCUGGCCAAUGGGUUCCAUGGAUUCCGCAGCUUCUGUGCAGUUUGGUGCAGUACGAGGGUAAUGUGAUAAUGAAUCUACUCAGCCAGGUUGGUCGCAUGUUUCCGCAGGCCGUUUACUUCCCGAUCCGGACGCUGUAUCUCACGCUUAAAAUCGAGCAGCGGGAACGAUACAAGAGUCUCGAGCAACAGCAGCAAGCUUCCAUUGUGCAAAAAGCUUCCAAGGAGGGUUCUGCGGUGUCUGGUACAACUCCGACCGCGACCACUCCCGCAUCCGGAACAGCAUCAUCCUCGGAUGUUUCAUCCACAUCCGCAACCGGUGCGACAGGAACAACUGCUGGACCUGCUGGUACUACUGCAGCAGCACAAGGUGGUCCAACAGGUGCGGCGGCCACCACGACAACACCUAUCCGUGCCACACCACCGAUGUGGCGCUGUUCGAAGAUUAUGCAUCUACAGCGUGACAUUCACCCAACUGUGCUGAGUUCGCUCGAGGGCAUCAUCGAUCAGAUGGUUUGGUUCCGAGAGAAUUGGUACGAGGAAGUACUGCGUCAGCUACGCCAAGGUUUAACGAAGUGCUACGUGAUCGCGUUCGACAAUCGUGGCGCAGUUAAUGAGGCAACGAUCACGCAACAUACGCUUAAUUUCAUCAAGAAGCUUGUCUCCACUUUUGGCAUCGGAAUAGAAAACAUUUCCAGCUCCGUCUCGGCAACAUUCGUUUCGGCCGCGUCCGAAUCGUUGGCACGGCGUGCCCAAGCAACCGUACAGGAUCCCGUGUUCCAGAAGAUGAAGGGACAGUUUACGAGCGAUUUUGAUUUCUCGCAGCCCGGUGCCACCAAGUUGCAUAAUUUGAUCAUGAAGCUGAAGAUGUGGAUCAAAAUCCUUGAAGCCAAAACGAAGCAACUGCCAAAAUCUUUCCUGAUCGAGGAGAAGUGUCGCUUCCUGUCCAACUUUAGUCAAAAAACGGCCGAAGUCGAGCUACCUGGCGAGCUGCUGCUACCGAAAAAUUCACACUAUCACAUCCGCAUCGCACGCUUUAUGCCACGGGUCGACAUUGUCCAGAAGCACAAUACAGCCGCCCGAAGGCUCUACAUCCGUGGCACGAAUGGAAAAAUCUAUCCCUACCUGGUGGUGAAUGAUACGGGAAUUGCCGACUCACGGCGUGAAGAGCGGCUCCUACAGUUGCUUCGUAUGCUCAAUUCUUAUCUGGUAAAGCGUAAGGAAACGUCCCGCCGCUUCCUUUACCUGACCGUACCGCGCGUUGUGGCCGUUUCGCCCCAGAUGCGCUUGGUGGAGGAUAAUCCGGCUAGCAUCUCGCUGCUGGAAGUGUACAAAACGUGCUGCAACAAGCUAAACAUUGAGCACGAUGCACCGAUCACACGAUACUACGAUCGGCUCGCUAAGAUACAGGCUCGCGGAUCACCGACUAAUCACGUAAUUCUGCGUGACAUUCUAAAGGAAACGCAAACACAAAUGGUACCGAAAACACUCCUCAAAGACUGGGCAGUGCGGACGUUCCCGUGCGCUACCGACUAUUGGCAGUUCCGGAAGAUGUUUACCCUACAGCUGGCCCUCUCCUGUCUGCUUGAGUACGCCCUCUGUCUCACCCGGCUCAAUCCGGACAUGAUCUAUCUGCAUCAGGAUUCGGGCCUAAUGAACGUUUCCUACUUCCGGUUCGAGAUGGAUGAUAGUACCGGAUUUCUGGAUGUUAAUCGAGCGGUACCCUUCCGGUUGACGCCAAACAUUGUCGAGUUUGUGUCAUCGGUCGGUGUGGCUGGACCGUUAACGGCUUCGGCCGUCGCUACGGCACGCUGCUUCAUACAGCCCAACUUCAAGCUGACGACCAUCCUGAAAGCGAUCCUGAAGGAUGAAAUCAUCUGGUUCCACAAGAAGCGACUGAACGACGAAAAGGUACUUGUCGAUCAGUCGUCGUCAUCGGCGGCCAGCAGUGCCACCAUCUCAUCCACCACACCGUCCGCUACGAGCACCACUGGUUCGGGUGGAGCAGCACCUACGGCUACGGCAACAACGGUCACCGAUCAGGACAACGUUUCGAUCGACAUCGAUGCGGAAACGAUCAUCACGACGGUGAACAAAGCCGUCGGUACGAUCAUGGGCCGGCUGAACAAUCUUUCGCGCAUCGAUAGCGGGGAAGCGAAUAGGAUGAGUGCAUUCGUGCAUAUGGCCACCAAUCCGGACAAUCUGUGUCUGAUGGAUCCCGCAUGGCAUCCGUGGCUGUAA
Molecule: messenger RNA, 12007 nt
Organism: Anopheles maculipalpis
Lineage: Eukaryota; Metazoa; Arthropoda; Insecta; Diptera; Culicidae
Gene: Nipped-A
Product: transcription-associated protein 1
Exons: 18
Coding region: 5-12007 (4000 amino acids)
Biological process (GO): DNA repair; regulation of DNA-templated transcription
Cellular component (GO): NuA4 histone acetyltransferase complex; nucleus; SAGA complex
Molecular function (GO): transcription coregulator activity; protein binding
Source: RefSeq, a predicted model, not a curated record